GGUUUGAGAGUCCUUGGAGAUCCAGGGGACGAAGAAAAUGGACAAAGUAGCCUUUAGUCAUGAAGAGGGAAAUGAAACUAAGUAGACCCCGGCCUUCAGAAGGAGGGAAGAGAUGAUUCAUUCUCUCCUCCCCCCUGGCCUGCGGCUUGCAGGCAUUGGGAGCGGCCGGUCUCCGUUGGGAUCUCGGGGCUGCGUGGGGAGGAGGGGCGGGGCAGUUCCGGUGUGCCUGUUUUGGGAGCGGCGGUAUCGUCCCGAACCUCCUGAGGUCGGCGCUAGGGACCCUAGGCUGGUGGGCACUGGACUGGGCGUUUUCGCCGGCAGACUCAGGAGCCCACGGGCACCCAGCUGUUGCUGCAUCUCCCUCCAGUGCUCAGCCCAGGGUAUGUGAUUGCUCCCUGCUUGCUGCCUGAGUUCAUCUCCAGCCCCCACAGAUUGCCUGGGGCGCCUUAGUGGCCAAAGCCGACAGUCAUGCCCGUGGAGACCUUGCCCACAGCAGGGAGUCUGAAGGAGGUGGCCCCCGGCCCCCCCUGCACCUCCAGCAUGCCCUUCCGCAUCCUCACCAAGGGGCCCGGUUACUUCCGACGCCAGGGCGAAGGCAACGUCCGCAAACCGAGUGCUGUGGAGAGGCUGGAGGCGGACAAGGCCAAGUAUGUGAAGAGCUUGCGGGUGGCCAGCACCCGCCAGGAGCCUAUAAAGCCCCUCCUCCUGAAGCAGCCCCUCUUUAGCCCUGGAGUUCGUCGAGCAAUGUUGACACCCAAUCGCCGAUCCCCGGCUGCAGGCAGCCGCCGGGCAGAGGCUUGUGGGGCUCGGGCCUCCCUCAACAUGGAGGUCCUCAGCAAUCUCAUUAAUCUCUGUGAUAGCCCUGCGCCCCUGCCUGAUGGCCCUCCUCCAGAACGCAAGUGGAAGGCAGGGCCCUCGCCUGGCCUGGGUCGGAUGUCCCUAGGAGAUGGGAAGCGAAUGAGUCCUGCCCCUGAGGGUUCCCUCUCUACUCCUCUGCGGCCCCCCAGCAUAGCAGCAGUGCGCAGGGUGGAUGUCCGGCCCUCCGGGGAGCCCCAAGUCCGGGCCAUUCCCAGUUCCCCUGCCAGCCCUUGCUCUAACCUGGGCACCUCACCAGGCCCCAGUCCCCAAGAGGGCCCUCGACGGCUUACCCACCUGCACCGCUCCAAGUCAGACCUGAGUGACCGAUUCUCCAGGGCCACGGCCGACCUCGAACGCUUCUUUAACUACUGUGGCCUGGACCCCGAGGAAGCGCGUGGCUUGGGCGUGGAGCACUUCGCCAGGGCCAGCUCGGACAUAGUCUCGGUGAAAUUCCACAGCGUCAGCACCAGCAGCUCAGAGGGCACUCAGUCCCAGCGCAGCGAGGCCACAGCUGAGGACAGGGCCAGAGAGCGAGCCCCGUACGGCGUCUCUGUCAUCGAGCGCAAUGCCCGCGUCAUUAAGUGGCUGUACGGGCUGCGGCAGGCUCGCGAGGCAGCGCAGAGAAGUUCCAAUGUUUAAGGGUCCCUGGCUUUGUGCUCCUGAGGCUUUGUGCUCCGGGCCCCUCCGGGGAGGGGGGCACCUGCGGUGGAGAGAAGUGCGCUCUGUCCCCCCGGCUCCAGCGCUGUCAUUGGACAUUUUGAUGGAGAUCCAGCCAGAGAUUGGCGGGCCAGGAACCUCAGGAGAAAUGUUUGCAUGUUGGGUUCCAUGAGGCCAGUAUCUUCAACGGAGAUGUGGCUUCCUUAGACUCUCAGUAAACUUUGUGGGAAGCAGACCCUUUGUCAAAUGCAGAAAGUGUUGGUGGGGGGUGGGGGGUGGGGUGGAGCAGGAAGCCAGUAGUGAUUUGGGUGGCAAAGAGAGAACCAACCUGUGGUGUCCUGGGCCCAUGUGAAGUCCUGUGUUGCUCAUUCUUUCCAUUGAUUGAUAGAAGAUUUGAAUGAGAGGAGGGAAGAAAUCAAAGGUGUGAAAUGUGUGAAUAUGUGGUGUGAGGUCCUCAUGGAAGGCGAGACCCUCUCAGCCUUCUCCCCCACCCCCAGCUUGUCCCAGUUCCUCCCAGGGCCUUCCCAGCAUAAGCUCGGCUUGGCAGCUGCCCCUGAGAGGGUGGGAAGUAGGGCAGCCAGCCUUCCCAGCAAGGGAGUGUAUUUGGAGCUCGGGGUACCAGCAUGGCUACCAGUCUGGCCUCCAAAGGCUGGAUGUGAUCAGUAUUCCCCUACUCGCCUCGUGUCCCAUCCCCCCUAUGCCUUGUUAGGGCUUAAACUCUAGUAUGUUCUAGGGUUCCUGUUCUGGUGCCCCCAGCAUCUUCCCUUGAAGAGAGAAUGUGUGUGUGUUUGUGAGAACAGUGGUGUUUGGUGUAUGUGUGUGUAAUGGGAGCAAGGGGAGUUGGCAGGGGGAUAGCCAAUUCAUAGUCAGAUACUACCUUGUUUCUGCUGGGCAGAUUCCUCAAGAAACUGGACUUUUGGUUUCCCUUCUCUUGAGCUGUGAGAACUCAGUUUCACCAUGUCACUAGCUGGACCUCUGUUGUCCUUCUUUGGAGUUUCUUUGUUAAUAAACCUAUGUGGUUUUGCUUUGGACAAAAA
Antechinus flavipes (yellow-footed antechinus) is the source of this 2552-nucleotide messenger RNA. It is a transcript of the gene FAM110A, whose product is annotated as family with sequence similarity 110 member A. The transcript is spliced from 2 exons. Lineage: Eukaryota; Metazoa; Chordata; Mammalia; Dasyuromorphia; Dasyuridae. The record is from RefSeq and is a predicted model, not a curated record. Bases 469 to 1497 code for a protein of 342 amino acids.